AUGGAAAAUGUGCUCUUAGUGUCUGAGUUGGUGAAGAGCUAUCAUAAACCCAACAUUGCUCCUAGAUGUGCAGUUAAGAUUGACAUCUCAAAAGCCUUUGACUCAGUUCAAUGGUCUUUUCUCCGAGGGAUUCUCACGGCUAUAAAGAUUCCAGAAAAGUUUGUUGAAUGGAUAAUGAAGUGUGUUGAAUUAGCCUCUUUCUCGGUUCAAGUUAAUGGGGAAUUGGCGGGUUAUUUUAACAGUACUGUAAUCUGUAUGCAAGCUCUAUCUAAACUCCUGGAUAAGGCAGCUGAAGAUAGGAUGAUUGGCUACCACCCUUACUGCCAAGAUCUGAAGCUCACGCAUUUGUGUUUCGCUGAUGAUCUACUGAUAUUUGCAGACGGAACUCAGCAAUCUCUUGAAGGUAUUAUGCAGGUUUUUAAACGCUUUGCAGAGAUCUCUGGUUUGUCUAUAAGUUUGGAGAAAUCUACUUUAUAUAUUGCGGGAGUCACUGAUGUCGAUCAAGCAGCGAUUCUGAAUCACAUUCCCCUUGCAUUUGGAUUAUUACCGGUACGCUACUUAGGCUUGCCUCUCAUGACCAAACGCAUGUCGUCUACUGAUAACUCUCCUCUGGUCGAGAGAAUUCAUAAAAGGAUCACCUCUUGGACAGCUAGACAACUAUCUUUUGCAGAUGGGUUGAACGGUAUCUGA
Molecule: messenger RNA, 690 nt
Organism: Brassica napus (rape)
Lineage: Eukaryota; Viridiplantae; Streptophyta; Magnoliopsida; Brassicales; Brassicaceae
Exons: 2
Coding region: 1-690 (229 amino acids)
Source: RefSeq, a predicted model, not a curated record